Molecule: messenger RNA, 1843 nt
Organism: Meriones unguiculatus (Mongolian gerbil)
Lineage: Eukaryota; Metazoa; Chordata; Mammalia; Rodentia; Muridae
Product: left-right determination factor 2
Exons: 3
Coding region: 69-941 (290 amino acids)
Biological process (GO): SMAD protein signal transduction; BMP signaling pathway
Cellular component (GO): extracellular region
Molecular function (GO): growth factor activity; cytokine activity; transforming growth factor beta receptor binding
Source: RefSeq, a predicted model, not a curated record
CUUACUCCUGCCACAGUGGCCCUGCCAAUCUAGAGGGCUAAUGGUUCCCGUGGGCGGCCCGGCUGAUUAUGUCCACGUCCACAGAGGUGGCGGGCAGGUUCCUGGUGUCGGAGACCUCCACGCACUUGCUAGUGUUUGGCAUGGAGCAACGGCUGCCGCCUAACAGCGAGCUGGUGCAGGCCGUGCUGCGGCUGUUCCAGGAGCCGGUCCCCAGAACUGCCCUCCGGAGGCACGAGAGGCUGUCCCCAUACAGCGCCCGAGCCCGGGUCACCAUCGAGUGGCUGAGAGUCCGCGAGGACGGCUCCAACCGCACCGCCCUCAUCGACUCCAGGCUGGUGUCCGUCCACGAGAGCGGCUGGAAGGCCUUCGACGUGACGGAGGCCGUGAACUUCUGGCAGCAGCUGAGCCGGCCGAGGCAGCCGCUGCUGCUGCAGGUGUCGGUGCAGCGGGAGCACCUGGGCCCGGGGACGUGGAGCGCGCACAAGCUGGUCCGCUUCGCAGAGCAGGGGCCGCCGGGCGGCGAGGGGCGGGGCGAGCCGCAGCUGGAGCUGCACACGCUGGACCUCAAGGACUACGGAGCUCAAGGCAAUUGUGACCCCGAGGCCCCGGUGACUGAAGGCACGCGAUGCUGUCGUCAGGAGAUGUACCUGGACCUGCAGGGGCUGAAGUGGGCCGAGAACUGGAUCCUAGAACCUCCAGGUUUCCUGACUUACGAGUGUGUGGGCAGCUGCCUGCAGCCACCGGAGUCCCUGACCACCAGGUGGCCGUUUCUGGGGCCGCGGCAGUGCAUUGCCUCCGAGAUGACCUCCCUGCCCAUGAUUGUCAGCAUCAAGGAGGGAGGCAGGACCAGGCCUCAGGUGGUCAGCCUGCCCAACAUGAGGGUGCAGAAGUGCAGCUGUGCCUCGGAUGGGGCGCUCAUUCCCAGGGGGAUAGACCUGUAGUCCUUAUGUAGCCACUGUUUUCACACCUCGUAAGCUACCUUGUCCGAACUCGGUGCCCACGGUUUUCCUUUGCCCUACAGUCUCCCGAGCGUGGCUUUCCUGUCCGCCCCCUCGCCUAAGCACUUACAUGAGUAACUAAUGUCACUCCACUAGCACACCCUGGCCCACUUAGCACAGGACAUGGCUAAGCAGCGAACAGGUUCCCAGCUGAGUCUGUUUCCUGGCCAGUUCUCAAUCGUGGAAUAAAACCCUGUGGCGAGAAGAGGGGAAAUCAAAGCUAAUUUACUCUAUCGCAUAGUGAUGUUUAAAUUCAUUUAAACGAAACAACGAAAACAGGAAGAUCCCAGUGAGCCCUAGGUUGGAGGGUUAUCUGGAAAAAGAACCCCACAAAUACACAUUCUAGACGUUUUUAUUUUUAUUUUUUUGAGACGGGGUGCCAGUAUAUAGCCCAGGUCUCAAACUCAAAAGUAGAUCUGCCUCUGCUUCCCAAGUGCUGAGUUAAAGCCACUGUCUCUUAACAGCACACUGAGCAGGGAUGGGUGAACAGCUAUACUCUGGAUCAACGGUCAGGAAACCAAACGUUUAGCUUCCGGAACUGAGCACAGGCAGGGGUCUUGAGGCAACGCACAAGCCCGUGAGCUACUCUGUUCGCCUAAAAAUAGGAGCCAUGGGCUUCAGCUGUACGCUUCAUCGCUCUGGCGAACAGACAGCCCUUAGCACUCUGCACUAUUUCAGAGUCAGCGUGACUGGAGACUGGGUGUGUUUGGCAUCUCCCCUGUCUUAGAGAACUACCACGAGAAAGUAUGUGUAUUAACAUGAUGCUUUUUUAAAAAAAUAUAUUUAGCAAAAAAACCAAGGAAACAUAAUCUGAAGAUACAAAAUUAAAGUGAUGUUUCACUCUU